AUAUGUACGUUGAAAACUAGGUUACAUCUAUGUUUUAAGCAUUUAUCAUCAAUUAGGACACAAUGUACCUAGGAAAAUUUUAUGUAUUUCUAAUAGUUGUGCAUAUUAUGGUGCAAUAUUCAAAUAUUGUUCAUUCUACGGAGCAGAAAAAGAGUUUAACCGAAUCAUUUCUCAUAUAUUUCGAGAGAAAAAAAAAUUUCGAGAUACAUUGUUACGACAGAUAUAAAAGCAAAUUACAAAGUAGAUACAAGCCAAUGCGACGAAGUCCAGGAGGACCUGACCCCAAACAUCAUUAAUCCAUAAAUGAAUUGUUGUCAUUGAAGGGAAAAUAAGAACUUUGAUAUCAUAUGGUUCUAAUACUUGCAUUUUCACUUGUUUUCUUCAUAAGUAGUACUAAUAUUAAUAUAUCAAGAAUUAAAAGACCAUAGUAUGAUAUUCAAUAAUGAAUAUGUAUUCGUAUUUCAAAAAUUUUAGAUUCGCUUUGUAUGUUAUAUAUAUAUGAAGUGUUUUUAAUCUCUAUCUUUUAUUUAAAUCAAUGAUAUUUGUUAUUUUCGAAUACAAAAUUUAUAAAGUUGGUAAAUAUAAUAGAUUCUUGUGAUUCGUUCCUUUCUCGAAUCAAAGUGUAUGAGGAACACUACUUCACUGUCAAGAAUUUCAAAGUUUUCUAAAUAUUUCUCUAAUAAUGGAGAUAAUAUCAAGCCCCAAAGGCUCAUUCAGUUACUUCAAGAACCAAAUUGGAUUCAAUCUCUGGAUGAAACUAAGGCUCUUCAUGCACUCACAAUCACAAUUGGGCAAGACCCAACUCAACCCUUUUUGGCGAAUAACACUAUCAUGUUCAGGUAUUCAAUAUUCGGUGAUAUCUGCAUUGCACGCAAGGUGUUUGAUAAUAUGUCGAAAAGAAAUGUUGCGUCAUAUAAUACAAUGAUUAGUGGUUAUAGUCGAAACGGAAGUUUAUUAGAGGCUUGGAAGUUGUUUUCUGAGAUGAGGGGUUGUGGAUUUGUGCCGACUCAGUUUAGUUUUGGUGGGGUUUUGGGUUGUGAGUGUUUGGAUGUUAUUCAAGGAUUUCAGUUGCAAGCGUUGGCUGAAAAAUUGGGGCUUUUUCUCGUUGAUGCUGUAACAGGGACUGCAUUAUUGGGUUUAUUUGGAAGGAAAGGAUGGUUAGAUGAAGCUAUGCAGGUUUUCGACGAAAUGCCUAAAAGGAAUUUGGUGACUUUGAAUUGUAUGAUAUCGUUGUUUGGGCUGUAUGAAUGUGUUGAGGAGUCAAUGAUGGUGUUAAGGAGGUUGUUAAGGAGUGGAAUGGCUCCUUCUGAGAGUACUUUCGUGGGCAUAUUAGUUGGUUUUGUUGGGGAACUUGAUUUAAUAUUAGGGGAACUAGUACAUGGGUUGGUAGUGAAAGAUGGACUGGAUUUUUCUGUUUCAGUGAAUAAUUCAUUGAUUAACAUGUAUGCGAAAUGCUCUGACAUUCAUAAGGCGGAGAAAAUGUUUGAGGAUGCUCCUGUUAAGGAUGUUGUGUCCUGGAAUACAAUGGUUGGUGCAAUGGCGAAGAUUGGAAGAGCGGAUAGGGCAUUGGUUGUUUUUAGGAAGAUGUCUGUAAGUGGCGUAUUGCCUAAUGAUACGAGUUAUGUGAGUGCACUAAGUUGCUGCACUAGCCAGCAGUUUCGAUUGCUUGGGGAGUCCAUCCAUGCGAAAGUGAUGCAGAAAAAGUUUGAAUCUGAUGUAUAUGUUGGUAGUGCGUUACUUGACUUUUAUGUUAAAUGUGAUGGAUUAGAUGAUGCUCUUGUUUGCUUUGAUGAAAUAUCGGAGAAAAAUGUGGUUUCUUGGAAUACGUUGAUGUUGGGUUACUCGAGUAAAGGUUCUUCUUAUGUUAUUACGCUGCUUCAACAAAUGAUUCACUCGGGUUGUGUUCCAACUGAGUUUUCUUUUUCUAUUGCAGUGAAAUCUUCAGGACUAUCAGAGGUACUUCAGCUACAUUCCUUAUCCAUAAAAAUGGGUUACAUUGAUAAUGAUUAUGUCUCUAGCAGUUUCAUUUCUUCAUAUGCAAAAUCUAGUUCAGUUGAUAAUGCCCUAAGGUUUGUCCCUACCAAUGAAAUGCCACUUCCUGCUUUUGCUUCCAAUAUGAUCGCACAUAUUUAUAACAGAAAUGGUCAAUUCGACAAGACUCAAGAGUUGUUUUCUGACCUUGAAAAUCCAGAUACUGUAUCUUGGAAUAUUUUGAUUGCAGCCUGUUCUCGAAAUGGUGAUUACACAGAAGUUUUUGAACUUCUUGGACACAUGCGGAUGGCUAGAUUAUCUCCUGAUAGAUACACAUAUGUUAGCCUGUUUAGUGCGUGCACCAAGCUUUGUAACCUUGGUCUAGGUAGCUCACUUCAUGGCCUCAUUAUAAAGACUGAUUUUAAGCGUUGUGACACAUUUGUCUGCAAUAUCAUGAUUGACAUGUAUGGCAAAUGUGGGAGUCUUGCCAGUUCGAUCAAGAUUUUCAAUGAAAUGACAGAUAAAAAUGUGAUCACAGGGACAACCAUUGUUUCAGCCCUUGGACUACACGGUUAUGCACACGAGGCAUUAGAGAAAUUCAAGGAGAUGGAUAUGACCGGGAUUAAACCUGAUAAGGUUGCUUUCAUAGCUGUGCUUUCAGCAUGUAGGCACGUUGGAUUAGUGAAAGAGGGGAUGGAAUUGUUUGAACAGAUGAAAGGAAAGUAUGGGGUAGAACCAGAGAUGGAUCACUAUCUUAUUGCAGUAGACUUGUUGGCUAGGUAUGGCUAUCUGACAGAAGCCGAGCAGUUAAUCACUGGGAUGCCUUUCCCUCCAAAUGCUCUAAUAUGGCGCAUUUUUUUGGAAGGCUGCAAGAAAAAGAGAAGCAUAGACAAUACUGUCGCUCUUGCUUCGUAAAAUAUAUGGGUGAUCCAUACUACGACUGAAUUCUAAGUAAUGAUCAUGUUGCUUGAUGGAGCUGAUUUAUUGUUUUCUCCCAGCAACAUAUGAACAAACAGGAUACUGGUGUCUCGGUAGCAUGAUGUUGCCUCAACAGGUUACAAGGUCGAUUGAUUAUCAAGGUUGAAUAGCUUACAGAGAUCGACCUCUCCGAGCAGGAAUGACUAAGAAAUCAUCAAUUACAAAUUGGUCUAAACUAAUCACAAACAAAAACAGAGGAAACAGGUGAGAUCUAAAGAAGUCUACCAUAAGUGAACAAUGGAGUCCUGGGCUUUUGACCAUUAAGGAAUGUGGUGCAAUGGAUGAGUCUGCUGCCCCUUAACCAGAGAUCUCGGGUUCAAGCUUUGGAUAUAGGAAAAUCCUUGGUAGGGAGCACUUCCCUCUCAAAUGGGCUCUACGCAGCGCGAAUCAUAUUAGUCAGGCUCCGAUGCGAGAGGACAAAGGAGUCAUGGUCUUCUGUAAUCCAUAUUAGUCACUUGAACUAUUGACUAACAUUAGUCACUUGAACUAUUGACUUUCCACACUCCCUCGUUUAUGAAGAUGAAUUUCUACUGGUUUUAGAGUUCAAGUGAUUCACCAAAACGAUUAGACCUUAAAAGCUGCUUUUUCAAGUGAUAAUAGCGGAACAUUCUGUCGGUAUGAGGAGUUUUUUUUUUUUCUUUGGACAACUUACAUUCUAAAAAAAAACAUGUUAUAGUUUUAAUGAAUAACCUUCAUAGUACUCCAAAGUCUUGCCCAUGGCAAUAGAAGAAUACUUCAUAUGUACAUUUUUUUUAUGUACCUUAACUAGAAGUAUAUCUUUUUUUGUGAUGUAAAAGGAAGUCUCCAUAGUUUACUUUUA
Molecule: messenger RNA, 3769 nt
Organism: Solanum lycopersicum (tomato)
Lineage: Eukaryota; Viridiplantae; Streptophyta; Magnoliopsida; Solanales; Solanaceae
Product: pentatricopeptide repeat-containing protein At3g58590
Molecular function (GO): protein binding
Source: RefSeq, a predicted model, not a curated record